Tachyglossus aculeatus (Australian echidna) is the source of this 1018-nucleotide messenger RNA. It is a transcript of the gene TRAF3IP3, whose product is annotated as TRAF3 interacting protein 3. The transcript is spliced from 8 exons. NCBI's taxonomy places the organism in Eukaryota, Metazoa, Chordata, Mammalia, Monotremata, Tachyglossidae. Bases 61 to 759 code for a protein of 232 amino acids. The record is from RefSeq and is a predicted model, not a curated record.
AUCCAACUUUCUGAGUAUCUCAAAGAAGCCCUACAGCGUGAGCUGAUCCUGAAAAAGAAGAUGGUUUUCCUCCAGGAGCUUCUCUCCACCCUGAUCCAGGCCUCGGAGAGAUCCUGGAAGGGGCAGAUGAAUGAGGACCAACUCAAGUGCAAAUUGAGAUCCCUUGAAAACCAGCUGUAUACCUGUGCCCAGAAACACUCUGAGGAGAGCGUGACAAAGGUCCUGAUGGAAAUGGAAGACCAGAAGCAGAAUUACGAAAGGAAAGCAAAGGAGUCCCUGCAGAAGUUACUGGAGGAGAAAAUGAUGGCAGAACGGCAGCUUCAGAGCACAAAGAGGUCCCUGGCUGGUGCAGAGCAGGAAUGUGCCCAGUGGAAGGCCCAGUAUGAGGUCCUCAAGGAAGAAUGGAGUGACUUGGCAGCCAAGCACAGUGAGCUGGAGACCCAGCUGCACAUUCUGCAGUGUAAAUUGCAGGGUGCUGACAGCCGAGACUUGCAGCUCAAUCGGGCUCUGCAACUGCUGGAGACGGAGCAUCGGGACCUGCAGGCUCGGCUGGACCUGCUGCAGGAGGACGAGGCUCAGGGCAGUCAGGACGCCCAAGAACUCCAAGGAAAACUACAGAAGUCAGAAGAAGAGAAGCUCAACCUAAUAGCCAAGGUCCAGCACUUACAGAGUGUGGUUCAGAGUCAGUCCAUACAGCUGCAAGCCUGGGAGGAAUUGAUCUGGAAGAAAGGUCAGCAAACCCCAUUUGGCAGAUUCUAAGGGCUAGCUCUCUCUCAGCCCGCUGGGAGGCAGGUGGUUUGAUCAGAUGACCUCUCAAGGUCCCCCGCAGUCCAGGGGUGAGCAAGAUUCUUGGUUUGUAGGACAGGACUGAUGUUUGGUCUUUUCAGUGGCCAGGAGAGAUUAGCCUGUAGUGCUUUCAGAAAUCCUUUUUGACAUGCGUUCCUCCUUCCUGUGAAAAGGGGUUUCUGUUUUUCAUGAAAAUGUGACUUUGUGAUAGUGAACAUAUUAAAUAAAUUCA